Messenger RNA from Aphidius gifuensis, 3112 nucleotides. RefSeq lists its product as uncharacterized. The transcript has 2 exons. Lineage: Eukaryota; Metazoa; Arthropoda; Insecta; Hymenoptera; Braconidae. The record is from RefSeq and is a predicted model, not a curated record. Gene Ontology annotation, molecular function: DNA binding. Bases 98 to 2923 code for a protein of 941 amino acids.
CAGGUAAAAACGCUUUAGUUUAUAAAAUUAUUAAUUUUGUGUUUCUUGCAUACAAGUGAAUAUACCUAUAUCAAUUAAUAUCAGCAAUAAAUUAAUAAUGGAUGAUUUGAUGGAAAUAAAAUAUGAGACACAAAAUUAUGAAGAAAAUCAUCAAAAAAUUGUUGAAAAUAAUGUUGAACAAUUGAAUGACAGUAAUGCAAUUGUUAAACAAGAAAAUUCAUACAACAAUGAUAACAAAAAUAUAAUGUUUGUUGAAGUAGAAGAAUAUAAAACAAUGGACAGUGAAUAUUUAAACUUAUCAACAACAUCAGAUAAUUUAGUAUUACCAGAAGCAUCAAUAAAAGCAUCAGAUAAAACCUACAAACUAGCAUGUGAAAAAUUCUAUCAAUGGACAAAAAAUAAUAACAUACGUACCCUAAGUGAAAAUAUCAUAAUGAAUUAUAUAAAUUAUUUAAAAAAUGAGCUAACAAUAAAUUCACUAAUUGAUCAUAUGACAGUACUGAGAACAUUUAUUCAAAUGAAUUAUAAAAUUGAUAUUAAUACAUAUGAAAAAAUUAAUAAUUUAUGGAAUAAUAUUUAUGAUAAUCCUCAUAACACAAUGGAGUCAUCAACAGAAUCAAGUAAUAAUGGACAAGCUAUAUUUACACUAGAUGAUAUACAAAAAUUUUUAACAGAUGCACCAGAUUAUCAUUAUUUACAUUACAAAGUUUAUUUAAUUAUUGGUACUAUUGGAGCAUGUAGAAUGAGCCAUUUUCGUGGUAUAACAUUGGAUGAUUUUGAUGAUGAUGGAAGUAAAGCUGUUAUGAAUUUGAAGGACACCUUUCAGCCAAGUUUAAAAAAAGUUAUAACAAAUGGAUCUUAUAAAAUAUUUAAAAAAUAUAUUAAUAGUAGACCAAUUCAUGUUGAAACAAAAAUAUUAUUUUUGUAUUAUUCAAAAGGUGGAUGUUUACAUCGUCCAAUUGGUAAGGAUAGAUUUAGAGACAUGACAAAAGAAAUAGCAAAAUAUCUCAAAUUAAAAAAUCCACAUAAAUAUGAAGGUAAAACAAUGCGUUCAACAUCUGAAAUGUUAAUAUCAAAAUUUGGAAAUAGACUUACAGAAUUAAUUCAGCCACAUUGUAAUUAUGAAAUACCAUCAGUAACAUCAUCAAGUAUUGCUGAAAAUAUAUUAAAUGAAAAUUCAAAUGACAUUGAAAUUUUAUCAGAUGGUAAUUCGAAUUAUUCAUUGACAAAUGAUGCUGAUGGAAAUACAAUGGAAUCAUCAUCAAAUACAUACAGCGAAUCAAUUGAUACUGAUAAUUUUAAUGAUAAAUCAAAGCCAUCAAAUAUUAUUGAACAAAAUGAAACAUUAUUUGUUGAUGUAAAAGAUAAAUCAAAUGAUGGAAAUGAUAAAGAAAUAAUAUUUAUCGAUGAAAGUAGUAAUGAUGAUGAUUUUCAAAGUAAUAUUGAUACAUCAGAUCCAUUAUUAAAACAAAAUUGUGCAUUGUCUACAAAACCAUUACGUGAAAGUUCAAAUAAAGUGUAUGAACAUAAAUAUAAUAAAUUUAAAGAAUGGAUGAAAUUUGAAAAAAUUAAUGAUAUAACAGAAGAUGCUGUUUUGAAAUAUAUUGAUAUUAUGAGAAAAAAAUUUGCACCAGCUACAGCUUCACAAAAUGUUACAAUGCUUAGAUAUACUAUUAAUAAAUAUCAUAAUAUUGAUAUUUGUAAUUAUCCAUUAGUGCAAUGUUUAGCUAGAGAAUUACAUUUUCUUUGGAAAAAUAAAAUAACUAAUAAAUUAUUUAAUUUGCAUGAAAUUCAAACAUUUUUAUUAAAUGCACCAGAUAGCCCAUUUUUAUUAAUCAAGGCAGUUAUUAUUAUGUGUUUAACAACACCAUGUACAAAUUUUAGCUGUAGUAAUAUGACGAUAAAUGAUAUUGAAGAUACAGGCAGUGAAAUAAAAUUAAUAAAAAAUAAAAGUCAAUCAAAUAAUCAAGAAAUAAUAAGUGGUAAAUUAUAUAGUAUAUUUAAAAAAUAUAUAACACUAAGACCAGUAAAUGCUCAAACAGAUAAAUUAUUUGUAUAUUAUCAUAAAGGACAUAAUAAAUUAGAAGCAUGUGGAAAAAGGAUAUUUGAAAGAAUGUCAAAACAAAUUGCUGAAUAUCUUGAAUUACCAAAUUUAUAUGAAUAUGGAGAAAAAAGUCUUUUUUAUACUGCUUUAUCAUUGAGACGUAAUUGUAAUGUUGAUGGAUUAAAUAAUUUUAAUUAUAACAUAUUUAAAACGAAAGCGUCAUUAGCAUUAUCAUCACCAUUAUCAUUGCCAGCAGCAAAUAAUUUUAAUAGUGGUGUGUCAUUAGUUGAGCCUAUAUCAACAUCAACAUCAGCAGCAGCAAAUAAUUUUAAUGGCGGUGGGUUAUUUGUUAAGACUCCAUUGACAUCAUCAGCAACAGCAAAAAAUAAUUGUAAUGAUGAUGGGUUAUUUAUUGAGCCUCCAUUAAAAUCAUCAGUAACAACAGAUAAUUGUAAUGAUGAUGUGAUGGUUAUUGAGCCUCCAUCAACACCAUCAACAGUUUCUACACCAUUAAUAGCUUCAACAGCAUCAACAGCUUCAACAGCAUCAACACCAUCAACAACAACAAAAAAUAAAUUUAAUAAUGAUAGAUUAUUCAUUGGUACUGCAUCAACAUCAUCAGCAACAUCAACAUCAAUAAAAUUCUCUAAAAAUAAUAAUAAAAAUUCUGAACUUGUUCAGAUGAUUCCUUCAAAAUCAACAACUCAAGUUGAACAAUCUGCCAAUUCAACAUUAAAAACGUCGAAUAAUUCGACUAAUGGUGUUAAUAAAGUAUUAUUAAAACCAACUGCUGAACUAUUUACAUCAGCUGAUAAUAAAACUCUUUAUAUUGAGAUUAGUAAUUCCAAGGGAAUGGAUGUUUGUAUUAUUCAAAAAUAAUUAUCAUUUAUUGUUUUAAAUUAAAUAAAUCAUUCGUUAAAUGAAAUUAAUAAUCAUUGUAUAAUGCAAUUGUAUUUUUAUAGUAAAAUUGAAAAGAGACUUAUGACAUUUAGGAUAAUAAUAAAUGUAGAGGCAAUGUAUAACUAUAAUUAUCUUGAAUAAUUUAUCCACAUGUAGGUAAUUAUAGAA